Molecule: messenger RNA, 3138 nt
Organism: Papilio xuthus (Asian swallowtail)
Lineage: Eukaryota; Metazoa; Arthropoda; Insecta; Lepidoptera; Papilionidae
Product: membralin
Exons: 11
Coding region: 254-2509 (751 amino acids)
Biological process (GO): response to endoplasmic reticulum stress; positive regulation of ERAD pathway
Cellular component (GO): endoplasmic reticulum
Source: RefSeq, a predicted model, not a curated record
CAGGUCUUGUAUUAAUUCAUGUGUUGAUUAAAACAGUGGCAUAAUAUAUUUAUUUUUCUCAUAUAAUUGGUUUAACAGAUCCUCCUGUAUUAUAUCAUCACAAGUUAAGCAGAAGAAUUCAUUUUGAAUGUCUUAUGUAAUUGUGUUGUGAAAGUGUAUUUGACAUUUAGGUCUUCUGUAAAAUGUGGAUAUCUUAACAAUAAAAAGAGUAAAUCUUUAACAAGUUUUGCAUAACUGUGCAAUUCGCACAGAAAUGAGUAACGGUGGUCGGCCUAACGCAAUGAAUAAUUUUCCACCUGGCGUUAAUCCUGAAAAUAAUAUUUUGCCUGGAGGUCCAUUGGUAAAUCAAAUGAUGAAUCGUAAUAACCGAAACAACAAUCAAAACCCGCUUUUCAAUGUCAGAGAGAGGCUAUUCCAUGCCCUGUUCUUCAAAUUUGCAGUUGCAUAUGCUAGAACAUUUCCAAGGCCUGUGAGAAGAUUUUUUGAAUUCCUUGUGCUAUUAAAAGCUCUUGUUGCAUUUUUUGUUCUUGCAUAUAUCCAUAUAGCAUUCUCAAGAACACCAACUACUUGCUUGAAUCAUGUGAAGGAUUCAUGGCCACGACAUGGCAUCCUUCGUGUGGAAAUACUGAAAAAUCCAGCUCAUGAUUAUACUAUUGAACAAAGUUAUGCAAAAGAGAGAAAACUGAAAAGGGAUAAAGAGGAAUUCAAUUCUAUGCUUGGAAUUUUAGCUACCGAAGGAUUCAUCAAUAUAGAAUCGUCAUCCAAUGAAGAUAUAAAGGAAGAUGGAUAUCUGCGCGAUGGAACUGAUUAUGGAAAUAUAACCCGAGUCCUAGAUGAGAAUGUAGAUGAAGUACCACCAGAUCAAGUUAUGGAGACUGCAUAUUUUGUUGAAAGCAAGGAUACAUUGCCUGAUAAUCCAGAGCCGGAUCUUAAUACGACUAUAGUACCCAUAGAUAUGGAACCUACAACAUCAAUAUGGCAAGGAAUUAUGGGACUUGUAGAUGAGUUGGAUGGAGAUUCAAAAAUAACUGAAGAAUCUCUUGAUGCGGCAGCUGCAAAUGAUACUUCAAGAGAUGAAGAUUACAUACUCGAGUAUUCAUUAGAAUAUGGUUUUCUAAGACUUACUCCGAGUGCUCGUUUGCACUUCAAGAUUCCUGUAAAAAUAGUAACAUUGGAUCCUCAGAAAGACGUCUGUUUCGGUGAUUCCUUCUCUCGCUUCGUCCUUGACGAGUUCCUAGGAUAUGAUGACCUUCUUAUGGCCUCCAUAAAGACAUUGGCCGAGCAAGAGGAUAACAAAGGUUAUUUAAGGAACGUGAUAACGGGGGAGCACUACCGCUUUGUCUCAAUGCUGACGUCACGCACCUCAUAUAUCGCAGCCUUCUUUAUUAUGCUAGUCUUUACGGUGUCGAUUUCAAUGCUGCUGCGGUACGCCCACCACCAGAUCUUCGUCUUUAUUGUGGAUCUGCUGCAAAUGCUGGAGUUUAAUGUGGCAGUCUCCUUCCCGGCAGCUCCCCUGCUAACAGUCAUAUUGGCAUUAGUCGGUAUGGAGGCAAUAAUGUCGGAGUUCUUCAAUGAUACGACGACAGCUUUCUACAUCAUCUUGAUCGUGUGGAUAGCCGAUCAGUACGAUGCGAUUUGCUGCCAUACGUCCAUUGCCAAGCGGCAUUGGUUGAGAUUCUUCUACCUGUACCACUUUUCGUUCUACGCAUAUCACUACCGCUUCAAUGGACAGUACAGCAGUCUGGCUUUGGUGACCUCCUGGCUCUUCAUCCAACACUCCAUGUUGUACUUCUUCCAUCACUACGAGUUGCCUGUAAUACUACAACAGGCUCAUCUGCAGCAGCUCCUACUCCGGUCACACCAUGGUAUGGGAGGCAUGAUGGGGCUAGCGGGAAUCGCGGCUCUGGCCAGCGGCGCAGCCUAUCACGACGCGCCGGGAACUGCCACGCAAGCCACUCCGCCCACCACACAGUCAACCACACAAACUGUACAAAACACCGCUCAAUCUACAACUCAAACUUCGCCGUCGGUGUCCACCGCGCAGACUAAUACGACUCAUACGGGUGAUGUUAUGCCAACAAGAUUGUUGUCCCCGGAAACCACAGCAACGGGAACAAACACUGUCAAUGAUACAAUUACACCUUCGCCGGUGUCUAAUCAACAUAAUGAUCUAAUAAGGAACUCCGAAAAGAAUACUUCUAUCAACCAGGUUGGUGACAACGGUAUGAAAAUUGAGGAGAUUGCAAGAAAAAAAUCUGACAGUGAUAUCGGAAUGGUGAAAAGUAAUAAUUCGGCUGCGGGCGAUUUCGAAAUCACUAAAAAACUUUUGCCUGCCGCCGCUAGAGAUGAGAAUGUCAACAUUAGCGUCGCCAAAGCUGAUGUGGCGACGUUAGACCGCAGACGAAACGAGAACAUGGGGUUGGUGGCGGACGAGCCUCCGCCAGGCAACGUGGCGACUGCGGUUAGGCUGGCUCCCAGAGCUUCCCCCGAGGCUGACGACUUAGAUUAGAACACUAACAUUGAUAUAAACCGCUUUGAAUAUGAAUAUUCAGUUUAUAUUUAUCUGUUUCAGCUUAGAAUAAAGUGUAAAAUUCUUGGUCAAAAAUUAUUUAUAAUAAUUAAAUGGGAUGCUUAGACGGUACUUAUUAAAAAUGUUAAGAGGGUAAGUGAGUAUAAGAUGGAUAUAUAAAUAUUAAUAAAAUGUUUAUUUCUUUUAAUCGAUGCGAAGCCAUUUUCAUUGUUUAACUUUGCUACAGUUGAUCUUUAACAUUGGUUCUUUGUGAACCGAUUUAUUAACUAUAUUUACAUAUAGAGAACAAACUAUUGUAGUAUUUAGGCUCAUUAGACGUUAGUUUCAAAAGGAAUUUUAAUCUACAGUACAUUUUAACUGAAGCUUUGUGAUGUGUUACUUCUUUCUUAGUGGCAACUCGGAGAACUAUCGUUUCUACAAAAGGUGAUUGUAUUGUUUAAGCCAUCGCUGCCAUUAUUACAUCAUAUGUAAAUAUUUAGGUAAAGUUAUAUUUAUUAGGAUUUUAACGUGUUUGUAAUUUGUUACUUUGGAACAUGCUUGCAAGAGCUGGAAGUCGGCGUUGUUUUUUCUUACAGAUAUUUAGUUGAUUGCAUUAAAUAUUUCAUUAA